AUGGGCGAUAAAGUUUUUUUGGCAAAAGGAAAAAAGGUCUUUCAUUUGUACUUCUUUUUUGGAUUCUUUUUACAUUUUCACUUCUCUUUCACUCUUUCUUUCUUUUUUUCUUUCUUUCUUUCCUUCUUUCUUUCUUACUUUCUUUCUUUCCUUCUUUCUUUCUUACUUUCUUUCGUUCCUUCUUUCUUUCUUUCUUUCUUUCUUUUCUUCUUUCUUUCUUACUUUCUUUCGUUCCUACUUUCUUUCUUUCCUUCUUUCGCUCCUACUUUCUUUCUUUCCUUCUUUCUUUCUUCCUUUCUUUCGCUCCUACUUUCUUUCUUUCCUUCUUUCUUUCUUCCUUUCUUUCGCUCCUACUUUCUUUCUUUCCUUCUUUUAUUUUUUUCUUACUGUUCUUUCCGUAUUUUUACUCUUCAUUCUUUCCUUUCUGUCAUUUCCCACAUCUUUUCAUUAUUCUUUCUUUCUUUCUUUCUUUCUUUCUUUCUUUCUUUUUCUUUCGUUUCUGUCAUUUACCCCAUCUUUUUAUUAAUUUUCCUUUCUUUCUUUCUUUCUUUCUUUCUUUGCUUUUUAUUUCUUUCUUUGCCCGUUUUUGUUCAUUCUUUCUUUCUUCUUUCUAUUUUCUUUCUUUCUUCGGCUUUCUUUUAUUUUCGUUUUUCUUUCUUUCUUUCUUUCUUUCUUUCUUUCUUUCUUUCUUCUCUAUCUUCCUUCCUUCCUUCCUUCCUUCCUUCCUUUCUUUCUUUCUUUCUUUCUUUCUUUCUUUCUUUCUUUCUUCCUUCCUUCCUUCCUUUCUUUCUUUUCUUUUCUUGGCGUUCUUCCCGCAUUUUUACUCGUCAAUCUCUCAUUUCUGUCCUUUUCAUCUUUUCAUCAUUUUUCUUUCUCUUUUUCUCUUCAUUCUCUUCUUUCUCUUUUCUUUUCCUUUCCCUUACCUUUUCUUUCUUCCUUUCUUUCUUUCUUCCUUUCUUUCUUUCUUUCUUUCUUUCUUUCUUUCUUCCUUCCUUUCUUUCUUUCUUUCUUUCUUUUCUGUCGUUCUUCCCUCAUUUUUACUCUUUAUUUUCUCCUUUCUCUCCUUUUUCAUCUUUUCAUCAUUUUUCUUUCUCUUUUUCUCUUCUUUCUAUUCUUUCUCUUUUCUUUUCCCUUUCCGUCUCUUUUUUCUUUCUUUCUUUCUUUCUUUGUUUCUAA
Messenger RNA from Acanthosepion pharaonis, 1176 nucleotides. The record is from the annotation of a GenBank genome assembly. Lineage: Eukaryota; Metazoa; Mollusca; Cephalopoda; Sepiida; Sepiidae.